Messenger RNA from Purpureocillium lilacinum, 486 nucleotides. RefSeq lists its product as uncharacterized. Lineage: Eukaryota; Fungi; Ascomycota; Sordariomycetes; Hypocreales; Ophiocordycipitaceae. Gene Ontology annotation, molecular function: actin filament binding. The record is from RefSeq and is a predicted model, not a curated record. Gene Ontology annotation, cellular component: actin filament; actomyosin contractile ring. Gene Ontology annotation, biological process: mitotic cytokinesis; actin filament organization.
AUGGAUCGCAUCAAGGAGAAAAUGAACUCGCUCCGCCUGGAGAACGACGAGGCCAACGCCAAGAUCGAGGAGCUGCAGGCGAAGAACAAGGUCUUGGAGCAGGAGGGUCUUGCCAACGAGCAGGAGAUCAAGUCGCUCCAGCACAAGAACGGCAUCCUCGAGGGUGAGGUGGAGAAGCUCGAGGCCCAGAUCAAGGACUUCAAGAAGGCCGCCGACGAGGGUCAACAACACGGCACCCAGAACGAGACACUCCAGCGACGACUGCAGCUCCUCGAGGACGAGGCUGAGGAGGCCGACAAGACUCUUCGCGAGACCAACGAGAAGCUCCGACAAACCGAUGUCAAGGCCGGCCACUUUGAGCGCAAGGUGCAGGCGUGCGAGGCCGAGCGCGACCAGUGGGAGGCAAAGUACGAGGAGAUGGCCAAGAAGUACGCGACCCUGGAGAAGGACCUGAAGGACCUGCAGGACGAGAUUGGCAACAUUUGA